This is a messenger RNA of Wyeomyia smithii (pitcher-plant mosquito), 1605 nucleotides long. RefSeq lists its product as uncharacterized. The record is from RefSeq and is a predicted model, not a curated record. Gene Ontology annotation, molecular function: catalytic activity. Bases 1 to 1605 code for a protein of 534 amino acids. NCBI's taxonomy places the organism in Eukaryota, Metazoa, Arthropoda, Insecta, Diptera, Culicidae. The transcript has a single exon.
AUGUAUGGCCUGAUGGAAGCCCCUUCCACCCCCGCGUCAGUCCAGUUUCGUCAACAGGGUCACGACCUCCAACAUGUUUCCUGCCAUCAGAGUCGUUCCGGUCCUGAUUACGGGGUGCUGGAAGAGGGUUUCCAAACCGUGCCCGCAGGCAAGUAUCGCUGCUUAACUCAGUCUGCUAGCGCUGAUAAAAAGCUUCCUUCUAGCGAAUUUCGAUCCUCAGACCUCCACAUUUACUACCAAAACGUGGGCGGCAUGAACACUUCCAUCGAAGAAUAUUUUCUUGCUUGCUCGGACGAAAGCUAUGAUGUAAUUGUUUUCACCGAAACAUGGCUGAACGACCGUACACUAUCGAGUCAAAUUUUCGGCGACAACUAUGAUGUUUUUCGGACAGAUCGUUGCCCCCUCAACAGCACAAAAUCUAUUGGAGGGGGAGUGCUUAUUGCUGUUAAUCAUCGAUUCAAGGCAGUAUUAAUCGAGAAUAAGUCUUGGGCGAGUAUUGAACAAGUUUGGAUUCGACUGAAGCUUUCUGGUUACUCGCUUUUUCUAUGCUCCAUCUACAUCCCACCUGACAGAACACGUGACGCGACGCUUAUCAACACCCAUUGUAAUUCGAUAAAUACGAUCUGUGAGCAAUCUCUUCCCAAUGACGAGGUAGUUGUGUUUGGAGAUUUUAAUUUUUCCGGUGUGAAGUGGCGCUCUAGUCCGGAUGGUUUUCUAUUUUCUGAUCCAAUGGUGUCGUCUUUUCACGACGGGAUCAAUAACUUGCUUGACUGUUAUAGCUCUAAUCUGUUACGGCAGAUCAAUCACAUAAAUAACGAGAAUGGCAGAAUUUUGGAUCUAUGUUUCGUCAGCAAUAUUGACUGCGCACCGGGGAUAAACAUUGCUGCAUCUCCCCUAGUAAAAACCGUGACGCACCAUCCCGCACUACAUCUUACGACCAGGACUACUCUUUCGGAUUUUUGCUGCACGGUUGAUACUGUCUGCUAUGAUUUUAAUAAAGCGGACUAUGAUAGUAUCCUCAACAUUCUGUUGAAUAUCAAUUGGAAUGAGGAACUUGACAACGACAAUAUCGACACAGCAGUUCAAGUAUUUUCGAACAUCAUGAGCUAUGUUAUCGAUCGCCACGUACCCAAGCGAGUUGUACCUAAAUCUAAACGUCUACCUUGGCAGACUAGUGAAUUGCAGCGCCUAAAACGCUUAAAGCGAGCAGCUUUGAGAAGAUACUCUAAGUUUGGAGAAUUAUCGCUGCGCGACGAGUACUUAAAGGUUAACUACACCUACAAACGGAUGAGCCGAGAAUGUCAUUCCAACCAUCUACGCAGCGUACAGAGUAAACUGAAAUCGGAUCCAAAGGGUCUUUGGAAAUAUGUCAACGAGCAGCGUAAAGAGCGGGAACUACCUUCAACGAUGUUUUACGAUGAACGUACGGAGUCGGACUUCCAGAACAUAUGUGACCUAUUUGCUCAAAAAUUUUCCAGCGUUUUCUGCAAUGAAUCACUAUCGUUGAGUGAAGUAUCUUCCGCCGCAAGCAACGUAUCGCUGUAUGGACAGUCUUUGAAUGAUUUCGACAUCGACGUUUCGAUGAUCCAGUCGGCACUAUCUUAA